Nezara viridula (southern green stink bug) is the source of this 492-nucleotide messenger RNA. Lineage: Eukaryota; Metazoa; Arthropoda; Insecta; Hemiptera; Pentatomidae. The record is from the annotation of a GenBank genome assembly.
AUGGAGAAGAGAAAUUUCAAAGAAAGUGAACGACAGUUGGAAUGCACAGUGGAGAUUACUGCCGCGCAAUCAUCUUCAUCUGACCAAAGACGACAAUCGAGCUUGGUAUCCUCCAAAACACCUGACAUCAAAAGAGUGCUCUAUAAUAAGCAGGCUCAGAAUUGGACAUACCAAACUGACCCAUCUCCACCUACUUCUUGGCUUACAUCGGUGAGGUAUAUCCAAACGAGACAAAAGCUGAAGGAUACAUAUUUCAUGAAGAUGGAAGGCUGGCUGGUUGAGAUGUGCGAGCAAGAUAUUUUUCACCUCAAUCUGAUGGCACGGCGCCUAGGUAUGAGAAAUUUUGAGUUUGCAGCUCGUCGUAUGGUUUUGGAAGCUAGGGUCAAGAUGUACGCGACCAAACAGUUCUGCUACAACAUCAAGUCGGAGGGAUCCAUCGCUGACAACUCCGAAAUGGUCAUUGCUCACCCUUGGUCAGCUCAACCCCUUUAA